Messenger RNA from Arvicanthis niloticus (Nile rat), 2351 nucleotides. RefSeq names its product interleukin 20 receptor subunit beta (gene Il20rb). Gene Ontology annotation, biological process: cytokine-mediated signaling pathway. Gene Ontology annotation, cellular component: plasma membrane. Lineage: Eukaryota; Metazoa; Chordata; Mammalia; Rodentia; Muridae. The record is from RefSeq and is a predicted model, not a curated record. Gene Ontology annotation, molecular function: cytokine receptor activity; interleukin-20 binding.
UUCAUUGCAACCCUGACCUCAGCACCAACAUCUGCUUCCUGAAUUGAGAUGGCUAGCAUGAACAGAAAGCUUCAUUCUGGAAGAAAACAGUGGUUCAGGGCAAGCUAAGUUUGCAAGAGACCCUCACACCAAACAGGCCAGCACAAUGGUUUUACAAAGAGUCUGGACAAGUUCGAUCAUGUGGCUUUUCUACAAUAUGACCUCAGGUUUUCUCACUGAUGGAGCGUCCGUUUUGCCCGCCCCUCAGAACCUCUCUGUACAGUCAACCAACAUGAAGCAUCUCUUGAGGUGGAACCCAGUGACCCAGCCAGGGGAGAUGGCACUCUAUUUUGUGGAAUACCAGGGGGAGUAUGAGAGCCUGUACAUGAGCCACAUCUGGAUCCCCAGCCAGUGCUCACCUACCAAAGGUCUGGAGUGUGAUGUCACCGAUGACAUCACUGCCACAGUGCCCUAUAACUUCAGGGUCAUGGCCAUGCUGGGCUCACAGACUUCAGCCUGGAGCAACCUAGAGCACCCCUUCAAUCGAAAUGCAACUGUCCUCACCCCACCCAGGAUGGAGGUCACUGAACAUGGGCUGCAUCUGGUUAUCGAACUGGAAGACCUGGGGCCCCAGUUUGAGUUCCUUGUGGUCUACUGGAGGAAGGAGCCUGGCGCCACGGAACAUGUUAAGGUGGUAAGGAGUGGGGACAUUCCAGUGCACCUAGAAACCAUGGAACCAGGGGCCAUGUACUGUGUGAAGGCGCAGGCUCUGGUGAAAGCCAUCGGGAGGCACAGUGCCUUCACCCAGCCUACGUGUGUGGAGAUGAAAGGAGAGUCACUUCCGCUGGCACUGGCUCUGUUUGCAUUUGUUGGCUUCAUGCUGAUUCUUGUGGUUAUACUGCUCUCCGUCUGGAAGAUGGGCCAGCUGCUCCGCUAUUCUUGCUGCCCCACUGUUGUCCUCCCAGACACCUUGAAAAUAACCAGUUCGUCCCAGAAGCUAAUCAGCUGCAGGAAGGAGGAGGUGGACACCUGUGCUGUGGCCGUGCUGUCCUCGGAGCAUCUCUUUGGGGUCUGGAUCUCACAGACUUGAGAAGGACCUGAUGGAUUAACAGCCUGGUCUGCAGGACCCAGAACCCUGUAUGGGGAGGGUUGUGUUUCUGUUUUCCUCUGUGGACAAGAGAAGUAACGGGAGCCUGCUGUGUGCAUGGCUAGCAGCAACCGUCAGAGGCAAAGUGGCGUGACCAACGGAGAGUGACAGAAAUAGUCUGGAGAAGUGAUCCCCAGACCCACAGUUAGCAUAUACUCACUGAACGACCGUGGAGAAAAUGGCUUCAUCCCUGUGGAUCCCCGCUUUGUCACCUGUAGUGGGGAUCAACCAGACUGUUAAAUGGUUUCCUCCCCUCUUCUCCGUAUAUAUACAAACCAGCACGUUCAGGGUGGCAAGGAGACUGGUGGCGCUGUGCAUGUGAGUUCAGCUUUGGUGGACUGUGGGGUGUACGUGUGUACUAAGAAUAAUAAGAGUACUCAGAACUGAAUGCAUAAUCUCAGCACUUAGGAGGAGCAGGAGAGAAAAUCUCAAGUUUGCCGCAGCCUGGAUGACACACUGAAACCCUGUCUGAAGUAAACAACCGAACAACCAAGAAUAGUAAAACUCCUUUUAUCAAACCAAACUCAGACCACUGUUGGUUUGGACUUCCCUCUUUACCAGAGGAAACCUGAGGAGGGCCAUUUCACUUCAAGCCAAAUCCUGGCUGGAAUGAUAGGUCAGCUCUGCUGAGGGUGACAUCGAGGGAGGCCAUAGGCCGUCCAUGAUGGGACAUGUGUGGAUGUUGCUGUGGGUUCAUGAAAUGUCAUCAGAUCCCAGGAACUUGUCUACAGCAAAUCCCACAAGCUCUCUUCCUAAGGACAGUUCACUCAGGGUUUCUCAGCCCCUCCCAGAUGCUCACCUGGAACCCCUGACUCUCUAGUCAUUACCAUUUCUUACUACCUUUAGGCAAGGAGGUAAGGAUGGGGGACAGCUUCCGUCAGAGGAGGAUGAAGGGAGGUGACCUCAUCUCUCCCUUCAGAGUCAGGCUCACCACCACCUUUCAACUCUAGAACCUGGAGCUGGCUUGUCUUUGUCCCAACUUCCUGGGCUUCUCCAGCCAGACUUCAACCAGGUUCUUCCCAUCCAUCUUCAGCACAGAAGCCUGUGGCCCUUGGGGACUCCAGGAGAAAGGAUGGCUAGGUAGGUGUGUGGGCUGAGCCUCCCUGCCUUUGUUCUGUUUUGUAUAUUUCCGCCUUGACUCUUUUGUGAAGUGAGUUUUAGUUUCAUAUUUAAACUGGUUUGGAAACAUAUGUGCUGUUUACAGAAUUAAAAUUGCAUACCAGUA